AUGGUUGCUUCUAAAUCAAAAUUGUUGGGUGUCUACCCAGACACGAACGAGCCAUCGGACAAGACAAAAUGGACUGCACGCACAAGGUUGGCCAUCCCUUCUAUUAAUACGUGGCGUUGGAAUGAAGCCAUCACGACGUGCUUCUUCCCACCUUUGCGUGCCCAGAGCAAUGUGGCUCUAACGGGUCUUGAAGGUGCGGGAAGGGACCCAGUAGAAGAAGCUUGGUGCGUUGAGGCUCAACAUGCUUUCCACAGCACCACCAACGGCAGUUUUGUGCCUCUCCACCAGGCCCGCUUCUCCAACGAUUGCCGAACAUGGCUCUUUGGUGUGGUGCAUCCAAGCAUACUCUGCAUGUUUGUGUCUAUGUGUUUAGGAGGCGACACAGUAAACCACAAUGAAUCCGCCUGGUUGUUUCGAAGGCAGGGCUUACUUAGAGAUUGUAUCGAGUUAUUCAGGAGUGCAAAGCACCCCAGCAGUGCUUUUUGGCCACAGUGA
Fusarium graminearum PH-1 is the source of this 495-nucleotide messenger RNA. RefSeq lists its product as uncharacterized. NCBI's taxonomy places the organism in Eukaryota, Fungi, Ascomycota, Sordariomycetes, Hypocreales, Nectriaceae. The record is from RefSeq and is a predicted model, not a curated record. The coding region runs from base 1 to 495 and encodes 164 amino acids. The transcript has a single exon.